Messenger RNA from Biomphalaria glabrata, 692 nucleotides. RefSeq lists its product as uncharacterized. The transcript has 3 exons. Lineage: Eukaryota; Metazoa; Mollusca; Gastropoda; Planorbidae. The record is from RefSeq and is a predicted model, not a curated record. Gene Ontology annotation, cellular component: mitochondrial inner membrane. The coding region runs from base 132 to 464 and encodes 110 amino acids. Gene Ontology annotation, biological process: mitochondrial electron transport, NADH to ubiquinone.
UAAUAUUAUUAACUUUUUUUUUUCGUUAUUUUCUACUCUAGGAUCAACAUCAGCUGUAGAGUCUGGUCUAUUAUUCUAGAUAUCUAUUUAGAAUCUAGUCUAUAAUAGUAUAAUAGAUCUAAACAAGUAAGAUGGUUGGGCCUGAAAUAGCUCGACGCUUGCCUGUUUUUGAUAAUCUAAGAAUUACAUAUCGCCAAGUAAUUGGUGUGUUUAUAUUUGGUGCCGCGUCAGCCUGCUAUAAUCUAGCACGCAGAAUACCACCUCGAUCAACAAUGAUAAGACACUUUCUGGUAGCUUCUCUUGGUCUCUAUCCUGGAAAGAAAGCUGAUGAGCUUUUGGAGAAAAAACGAAAUUACCAUGUAUUGGUCUUGGAAGAUUAUAUUUCUAGGCACCCUGAAGAUUUUCCUUUAGCAACUCCAAAGAAAUACAAAGAUUUAUUGCUGCCUUGGACACCUGUGCGAUAGAUGUUAGCUGUGGUUAGAUUGUGUAUGAGUAUUGAAAACCAUGAAUAUAUUAUUGUGUUAGUUAAUCUUGCUUGGAAGUUUUAAACAUGUUUUUUUAUUAGGUUGACAUUACAACAUAUUUUCAGUUAGAUCUAUAUUCAGGUGAAACAAAAAUGUUAUUUGAUAAUGUCCUAGCUUUUUAUAUGCUAGCCAAUGUUCUGAUAUGCAAAUAAACCUGAUUAUAUAUAA